UUACAAGUAAGUUACACAUCACCAGAAACUUGGGAGACUUUAACAGUGCUUGCUUGAAUGUAACUGAGCAGAGAGAAGGAAGUAGGCUACUCCAAUAUUAUGGCAGACAAAGGACCUAUUUUGACCUCAGUCAUCAUUUUCUACUUGUCCAUCGGAGCCGCGAUAUUUCAAAUUCUCGAAGAGCCUAAUUUGCAAUCGGCUUUAAAAGAUUAUAAUGAUAAAACUGUCAUAUUAUUAAAGAAAUAUCCAUGUUUAAAGAAGGAUGAUCUGGAUGAUAUCAUUAAGGUUAUGGCCGAGGCCGCUGGAAGAGGUGUGACUGUAACAACAGAGAAACAAUUCAACAACUGGAGUUGGGAGAAUGCCGUUAUUUUUGCUGCCACCGUCAUCACUACCAUAGGUUACGGUAAUGUUGCCCCGAAGACAACUGGAGGCCGUAUGUUCUGUAUCCUGUAUGGACUCUGUGGCAUUCCUCUUUGCCUCACCUGGAUAAGUGAGCUGGGUACUUUCUUUGCCGGCAGGGCAAAGCGCCUGAGUCAGGUGCUCCUCCACAGAGGCCUCGCCGUGAAAAAAGUGCAGUUCAUCUGCACUCUUGUAUUCCUUUUAUGGGGUUUCCUGGUUCACUUGAUCAUCCCAGCCUUUGUAUUCAUGACCAUUGAGGACUGGACUUACUUGGAAGGCCUGUAUUUCUCUUUUACCACCAUGACGACUGUUGGUUUCGGUGACUAUGUAGCAGGUGUCAACCCAGAAAACAACUACCCGAAUCUCUACAGAUUCUUUGUGCAGCUAUGGAUCUGCCUGGGUCUUGCCUGGUUGUCACUGUUCUUCAGCUGGAAUGUGCAUAUGGUGGUCGAGGCUCAUAAAGUGCUGAAAAAAAGGAGGAUGAGACGCUACAAGCUGCCCAUUGAUGACGUCCCGGAUAAAAAAGAAGUCAAAAAAGCCCAGAAGCCGCCGGGUCUCAAUGGCGCCAUCGACAUCUUUGAGUUCAUGUCUGAGAAAGUUGAAGACUACACCGAUGUCAUCCAAGCUAUCGGAGCAGCCGAGAGAAAGAAAAAGAAGCAGGAGGAAGAACUGGCACGGUCUAAGAGCUGCAGUGACCUAUUGCAGGGCCUGAUAAUCCCACUCGAUCACUCUCCUCGACUGAAACGGCGGUUCAGCGUCAGUGCGAACAUGCGCAUGGACAUUUCUGGAGAGUUAACGGAUUGCCUCAACAAUAACCAAGAGGAACAGGCAUUACUGAAAAAGCAUCACAGUGUUCAAAAAGACCCUAAGAUUGAUAAAAAGGGAGUUAAGAGAGCUGAGAAGCCUGGACUCUGUUCAUGGGAAACCAGAAAAUCUGACCCAUCAAUCUUUCAGAGCUCUGUUCAAAGCCCUACCGUUACUACCAGUAAUAGGGGUUCGAGAUUCUCAGUGUCCAAAGUCUCAGAAGACCAUUUAGUAGGAAAGAGAAAAAGCAUUGGUUGAAGAAGAGACCGAUCUUCAAUGUCUUCAAAAACAGUUCAGCUCUGCUUUAAAUCUGUAGUGAGGGAACAAGAUUCUCCACGUCUAAAGUAUUGAAGACUAUUUGUUAAAGUGAAAUAGCAUUGGUUGAAGAAAAAGCUUAUUUACAAGGUCUAAAAGACUGAUCUACAAGGUUGUAGAUCGAAAGGUUGAU
Molecule: messenger RNA, 1651 nt
Organism: Pimephales promelas (fathead minnow)
Lineage: Eukaryota; Metazoa; Chordata; Actinopteri; Cypriniformes; Leuciscidae
Gene: kcnk5b
Product: potassium channel, subfamily K, member 5b
Biological process (GO): stabilization of membrane potential; potassium ion transmembrane transport
Cellular component (GO): plasma membrane
Molecular function (GO): outward rectifier potassium channel activity; potassium ion leak channel activity
Source: RefSeq, a predicted model, not a curated record